GGAAAUGUUGAACUGCGAACGAAGAUGUGGAAAGGAGACAUUGUGAUUGGUUGUCGUUAUAAUGGUCGUCAAAAAAGGUUCACAGACACAAUCAAGCCGGUGUAUGUUUUGGGUUUCGGAAAAGACGAUAGAAAAAUAUGAACAGGAUCCAUUAGAUCGAGAAAAAAAACGAGUCGGAAUAAGUGCGAGAUAAGAGAGUACGCGGUACCUUGUUUUGUAAAGUGAAGUAAAAAAAGAGAAGAGGGAGGGGUGAGAAGGAAAAAAGAGACAGAGAACAGAAGUAUAGUGGGUGCAUCGAAUAAGCGGUGAUAUUUGUUGGGUACGGCGAGUUAUUAGUGAAGCAUUGAAUAGUUUAUUAUAUUUGCAUGAAGAAAUUAAAAAGAACUGAAUAAAUAAAAAAAAUUGAGUUACGAAAUAACACUGGAAGAACGAAAGCGUGGAAAAAACGCAUAACGAAGUUAAGCCUCAGGAUUGUGUUUGUUUUCGAUAGGGGGAUGGGUGCGGAAAAGCGUCGUUUUAGUCGAAACGUUCGUCCAACGAAAAGAGUAUAGUUGAAGCCAGUAGAUGGCGCAAAUGAGUGAAGAGAGAGCGAGAGAGCGCCGGGGCGCUUGAGCGAAAGAACGAGCGAGUGAGAGAGAGCGGGAGGGGGCAACAAACACGAGAAACGGCGGGGAAGUGGAGAAGAGUAAGGUUUUGCGGAUCACCGUGGAGACGAGAGGCGGUAGUAGACAGUGACCCCUCGGUCGGGAGGGGUAUCGCCGCACACAGAGCGACCUUGAAAACGUGUAUACGUAAUUUGAAGAAAAAUAAAUAAUAAUAAUAACAAUAACGAAAUAAAUAUUAUUAAGACAAAUAAAAAACAAAUAUAUAAAGAAAUAUUCGACAAUCCGUCAUAUAGACGCCAUUUUAUAUGCCCGGUGGUGCUUUUCCAUCGCGGUGAGAAAUAUAUACUACACAAAAACUAAGGAAAAAAAGAAACUAACGUAUACUAAACUGCAUCGCGUAUACUUCCGAGGUGUUUGAUCUAUUCCCAAUUUCGAAAACAAAAGGAGAGAUUAAAUCGAACGGCCUCGGUGUGUUUUUUUUAAAAAAUAAAGUCGAGAAUCGCGCUGAUAUCAAGCAAGAAAGCAAGACGGAACGUAAAGUGAGUGAGGCUGAGAAGAUUGGGUGGAGAGAAGCGUCAUUCUCGAAGUAUAUAUAUAUCUUGGUGCAUUAGUGCGCGAGGAAUUUCGGAGUAUAUCGAGAAGUGCUACGACGACCAGAAGAAAGUUGGCGACCCCUAACCUCAAAGAAAGAAAAAAACCACGACCAGAUAUUUAUACGAGUGGCUCAGUCGGGAACGUUGGUGGUUGUUCGACUCCUGAAAAAACACCAACAAAAAAUAUAUAUACGUAUAUGUAUAUAUUUGUAUCAGCGCAUAUAAAUAUAUGUAUAUGUGAGUCCACAUUUUCGCAAAGUAUGCUCUGUCGCGAAGGAAUUAACGGUAUAAAUACAAGGAUUUAAAGUGCGUUGGACUUGGUUAUGUGUUUUCGUGUCGAUGGAUUAUUUACACUGAGACACGUGCGAGGAUAGUAAUCCUUAGAAAAGAAGUUCGGUGAAAAGAUUGUUUUGAAAAUAUGGAACGCUGAAACCGAAUGAAAUAUCAAGUGUGAUUGAUUUUUUAAAAAUCAAGUGAUACGAAGGUAUAUUCGAAGAUUGAAACGAACGAUCGGACGAACAAAGAGGAUUAAUUUUUAACUGUGCGAGAAUCUCGGUGAAAUAGUUUAAACGGUUGAUGGAUGAUACUGGUAGGAUGCUGCAACACGGUGGUUCAAGCGUUAGUCUAAUGGGUGGACAGCAGGGUCAGGGAGCCCAGAAUACCGGCGGUUACGGUAGCAUGGGCCCCGCCGACGGUUCGGCGACCCAGGGUCCCGAUCAAAGCGUCGAAGCAAGAAAACAAGACAUCGGUGAAAUUCUACAGCAGAUUAUGAAUAUCACGGAUCAGAGCUUGGACGAAGCACAAGCGAGAAAACACACCCUCAAUUGCCACAGAAUGAAGGGGGCGCUGUUCUCCGUACUCUGCGAGAUAAAGGAAAAAACCGUGCUCUCGCUUCGCAACACCCAAGAAGAAGAGCCGCCCGACCCACAGCUGAUGAGAUUGGACAAUAUGUUGAUCGCCGAGGGUGUCGCGGGUCCCGAGAAAGGGGGUGGCGCUGGUGCAGCCGCAUCGGCAUCGGCUGCUUCGGCGGCCGGCCCUCCCGGUCAGCCCGACAACGCUAUCGAGCACUCCGACUAUCGGGCAAAACUCGCUCAAAUCAGGCAGAUUUACCAUCAAGAGCUUGAAAAAUACGAACAGGCCUGCAAUGAAUUCACCACCCACGUGAUGAACCUCCUGAGAGAACAGAGUCGCACGAGGCCCAUCACGCCCAAGGAAAUCGAAAGAAUGGUACAGAUCAUUCACAAAAAGUUUUCCAGCAUUCAGAUGCAACUGAAACAAUCCACCUGCGAAGCUGUCAUGAUCCUUAGAAGUCGAUUCCUCGAUGCAAGGCGCAAAAGACGAAACUUUAGCAAACAAGCCUCCGAGAUUUUGAACGAGUACUUCUAUUCACACCUAAGCAAUCCUUACCCCAGUGAAGAAGCGAAGGAAGAACUCGCACGAAAGUGUGGUAUCACGGUCAGCCAGGUUUCCAAUUGGUUCGGCAACAAGAGGAUACGUUACAAGAAAAAUAUAGGAAAAGCACAGGAAGAAGCAAAUUUGUACGCCGCUAAGAAGGCAGCUGCAGCUUUUGCAGGUGCGUCACCGUACAGUAUGGGCGGAGCCAGCCAAGGAACACCGACGCCGAUGAUGUCACCCGCGCCACCUGGUGGACCUCAAGAUAUGGCCGGUUACGGAAUGGGAAUAAACGGAAGUGAUUACGGCUCACAACCCUACAACGACGGCUCAAUGGGCUACGAUCCAAUGCACCAGGGCAAGGCAUUGGCUGGGGGGCCAGGAUGGAUGCAGCAACGCGAGGCUGUUCCCGAAUUUCCGCCGCUCCACGAUUCAGCCGAUUCCGAUUCCGACCGAGAAACUAACGAGAAAAGUUCGCGAAUCUAGAAAGAAAGUUGUUUCACAGUCGAUCCUAAUGUUACUCUGUGAAUGAAUGAGCCUCGAGAUACUCGUGCGAGCGUAUGAACAGCGAAAACGGAACACCCGAGUUGUGUGCGAGAGUUCAAAAGUAGGGAAACGAAAAAUGGGAAAGAGCGGGAGGGGGGAGGACAGAGAAAGAGUGAAAAGGAAGGAAGAGAAAGAGAAAAUGUUAUUUCGACGCACACACGGAUCGAGAAGAAAAAAAAACUUGGAAUAUCGAGCCGUUUAUUAUUGUGUAUGCUAUAGAGAAUGCUUUUAUCGAUUUGUCCAUUCGUUAUUGUCGAAUACUCAAAUUAUUUGGUGCCUUCAAUUGAAAAGAAUCAUUUUUUAAUAAUUAUUCCGAUCGAAGUAAUCCUGAAAACUUUUCAGAUAUCAAAACAUUAAGCGAAGCUCGAGCUUCACUUUUGCCUAUUGAUUCUCCAAAAAAAUGCAUCCAAAUUAUUUUUUUUAUUCGAGCUCUCCGUAUAGUUUAUGUUCCAAGAUUUUGACAUCUUCAAAAUCUUCACUUUCGUCCUUGAUUAUUCCUUCUUAUCUUCCUUUUUUUUCACUUACUCGGUCGCGUUCAUUGACGACGACGACGACGACGACGACCACCACCAUCUUAAUAUUAUCACGUUAUUCAAUUUUCAUUAAUCAGCGAUUCCCAACGACAAUACCUUUUUUUAUAUACGUUCCGUGACAAUCCAAUUUAUGUUGAAAAGUUGUAUGUGUAUACACGCACAUAAAGUCGUGUGUGUGUGUAUAUAUACACAGCAGACAUAUAUGUAUAUGCAUGCCUCGUAAUUUCCGGAAUGCCGCUUGCAUCCGGAUCACAAUACCAUCCUUAUCAUUUUCGUUGUCGAGCAGUCGACGAUAAGCACGAAAUUACAUUAAACUUCGUUCGCCCUCGUUUAUCUUUUUAUUGUUACUAUUUCUGUUUGUUUUUUCUCUCUUUCUUGUUUAAAUCUUCACUUCGCUAUUUUUCAUCAUCGAUCCAAGCUCCACUUAUCGUAUUCUCAAAUUUAUUUCUCAUUUGCGAAUAAUUUCGUCAGUUGUAACGUCGAGUUUACAUUUAAAUGUCUGUUAUUUCACACGUUGCCAAGUUUUUUCACGUUUUCAACCACGUUUUCGUUACGCAAGUGUAUGUGUACCCGUCGUGCGUGUGUAUAUCGAUGUUUGACCGCAUAAUGACAAAAUGUAUUUACACAUUUCCGUUGUACACUCUCGUAGAUCGAUCGAAAAAUCGAUUAAUUUCCAAUUUUCCAUUUUUUUCAAGGACAAGGAAAAAAAUUAAAAAAAAAAAAAAAAAAAACAAUUAAGAAGGAACAAUGUGCGACCGUUGGUAUUUUUUUCAGGAGCUGUCGCCUUGAAAUCGUUAGAAGAUACCGGAAAGCACAUACACGAAAUAAGAAAGAAAAAACGAAAAAACCAAGUAACAAUGAAAUAAGCAGAUUUUUUUUAUGAAAAGAAAAAACAAAGAGACAAGGAUACGAUGAAACAACUGAAUUACGGAUCCACGAAUAAAAUUGCAAACUUCUCACGCAAUAUCUAUCGAUCACCGUACAGUCUGUGAUCUGAAGGUUCGCUCCGAGCGUGGACGAGCUAUACGAACUAAGAUCGAUAUUAAAGUUAAUAAGUCGUACGUAUUUUGCACGAGACAAGGAGUGUCUCGUAAAGGGGAAAAAAAAAAAAACACCUGUGCAUAUGAAACAAAACGCGAUCGUAAGAAAGUCCUGAAUUAUCAGCAAAUCGUGUGAUCAACGAUCGGUAAUCGAAGAAGCAGAAAAUCAUUAUUUCCGUCGAAAAGCGAUGCCUCAAGCAGGAAACUCAAGAAAAUUGUGAGAAAUCAUUUUGCAAAGUUUCUUAUAUAUUCCAGUUAUGAAAAACAAAACGCAACAAAACAAAACCAAGUUUUUGAAACUAGUUUCUACGAAAUUGUGCUCUUCCUUACCGAUCGUAGGUCGAAAAACGAAUAUGGGACAAAAAUAUUUGAAAGCACUUUUCGAGACGUUCCCUGUGUCUAUACCGCCUUUGUCCCCCCAAUUUAAAAAAUUCCCUUUCCGAAAAGUCAAAGCGUAGGUGAAAGAAACCAUAGUUCGAGAAGAAGCAAAAGAAAAUAAACAGAAAAUUAUUCGAGAUGGCGAUUCGAGAGCGCGAAAAAAAAGAUUUAAAAAGAAAAGCAAAAACAUUUUAAAAACAGCGAAAGAGAGAAAGAAAUAUAAUAAGAAAGAGGGAAACGAAGCAAUGGUCCUGCGACACAACACUGAUGUAUACGAUUUUUCAACAUGAAAAUAUAUAUUGUAGCUAUACAUAUAGAAGGUAUAUAUAUAUACACCCAUAUAUAUAUAUAUAUAUUAUAUAUAUAUUUAAAGACUUUAGGCAGAUGUAAUGGCUAAAGACAUCACUAUAAACGGCGUUGCUAUUAUCAACUAUUGAUUAUAUUUACUAUUAUUGCCAUUAUUAUUAACGUGAUUAUUACAUUUUUACAAUUGUAUUAUUAUUGUAAUUGCUAGGCGUCGUGAUAUGGUGAAGAAAAGAGCAUAACGAAAUGAAAACUUGGGCCUAUUUUUUCAUAUCUUUUCAUUUUAUUUUAUGAAUAUUUCGUUUUUUUUUUGUCAAAUCAUUUGACUCGUUGAUUUUUCUUUUUUUCAAUUCUUCCUCUUCUCGAAAUCAUCCCACAAUUGUACGAUUUCGUUGCACGAGCGCGAACCCCGACAUCCGGGGAAACGUAACGAACGAUAAUCACGACGGAGAUGAUCAUUGUGACGAUAAAAUGAAGUUAGAAAUAAAGUAAAAUAAAAGGAUACACUCACAUACGAAACAGAGAGGUGGGGGGGGGGGGGGGGGGGAUGAAAAAAAACAACAAUUGCGCCGAUGGACGAACGACGAUACAUAACUAACUUGUAGGAGAAGGAUAACCAUUUUAUUGUAUAAAAUUCAAAAGAAAAAACGGAACGAAUGACGAAACUAAGGUAUGAAGAUUAUCCUACGAAGAGAUAAGGCGGUUAACACUGUUAAUAAUAUAAAAUAAUGAGAAAAAAAAACGAAGUUAAAAAAAGGAAAUUAAAAAAAAAAAAAAAACGUAAAAUAAAAAAAAACACGUCGCAGGUGGAAUUCUUGGCCAACGAUCGCACACGAGUCUGUGAGAUCGGGUAAAAAAAUGUGAAAUUGAAAAAUAGGAAGAACUUUACGAGUGUUGAUAAAAACUAGACUCGUCGAUGGUUUUCAUUGACCGAGUCGUCCACCCACGGCGACCAGUACAAGUGCAUUUGGCACAGCUAGUAUACGAAGACAAAGUGCGCCGGACGGAUAUUUCGCUGUAAGCGAUGUUCUCUCCUUGGUGCGUCCCUUAGGCACUAUCUAACGUUUAAAUAAAUGCUGGAUUAAAGAUGAAAAGAAAAAGAUGAAAUUAAAAAAGAAGAGACGGAAUGAUACGGACGGUGCUGAUCCUGUGAACGCGAUGCAAGUGAAGAAGAGAAAUAAGUUGCUGAACUCUGAACUUUUGGUGGAUAUGCUAUGAGUGUGUGUGCGUGUUUGAGGACGAAAGAAAAAAAGAAAUAUUCAUAUUUUCUUGUUCCCCAGAAUUCCUUCGAUAUCUCUUUCCUCCUGAAUCACCAAAAAAUAUUCCUCUCAUGGAGAUCCCCGAGAGAUACUUUUCACUUUCUUCGCAGAAUAGGAAAAAAAGCAAGCUCUUUCGACAAUUUCAUCUUUUUUCGUUAUCUUCGUUCCUCGAUUAUGAAUUUGUAAGCGGUGCCACGAUGUGAGAGCUCUUUUUCGUCCAACGUCGAAAUAAAAAAAAAAAAAAAAACGCUCUUUGCUCGAUGAAUUUUUGCACACGGGAAUUUUUUUCAUCAAUCGUUUCAACUUGUUUUCUUGUUUUUUUUUUUUUCGUUUCUUUUGUUUUGUACGGAACUCUCGUGUCUCGGAAUUGAAACUAGAUCAAAAGCGUUCUCGAUGUUGGAAGGAUCGAAAUUUAUGAAAAAAGAUAAUUAGGAAGAGAGGGCCCACGUCGCGAUCCGAGAUACGGAAGUAUACCACAGGAUAUCAUUGUAACGAUUGAAAACAUUAUGAUAAACUCAAUAAAAGGCUAUAAAAUUAA
Messenger RNA from Venturia canescens, 7187 nucleotides. RefSeq names its product extradenticle (gene exd). Gene Ontology annotation, biological process: animal organ morphogenesis; neuron development; regulation of transcription by RNA polymerase II. NCBI's taxonomy places the organism in Eukaryota, Metazoa, Arthropoda, Insecta, Hymenoptera, Ichneumonidae. Gene Ontology annotation, molecular function: DNA-binding transcription factor activity, RNA polymerase II-specific; RNA polymerase II cis-regulatory region sequence-specific DNA binding. The transcript is spliced from 8 exons. The coding region runs from base 1775 to 3076 and encodes 433 amino acids. Gene Ontology annotation, cellular component: nucleus. The record is from RefSeq and is a predicted model, not a curated record.